Anoplophora glabripennis (Asian longhorned beetle) is the source of this 917-nucleotide messenger RNA. RefSeq names its product brachyurin. The record is from RefSeq and is a predicted model, not a curated record. Gene Ontology annotation, biological process: proteolysis. Gene Ontology annotation, molecular function: serine-type endopeptidase activity. The coding region runs from base 45 to 872 and encodes 275 amino acids. Lineage: Eukaryota; Metazoa; Arthropoda; Insecta; Coleoptera; Cerambycidae. The transcript is spliced from 4 exons.
UUUGUCAUAUCCCUUAUUCCAGUCGUUCCAGGCGAAACAACACCAUGAAGGUCGCUGUCGUCUUGGUUGCCAUCUUGGGCUGUUCCAACGCUUUACCCUCAUUGGACUGGUCGAAAAUCGAACCUAAUUAUGCGUAUGUCAAUCCCGUAAGCAACCUCUCAGUACCCGUUUUGCCCAGGAUAGUCGGCGGGCGAGAAGUUGUUCCGAAUUCUAAACCGUACCAGGUGGCUCUAAUCAUAGAUGGCGCUCAUUUCUGUGGAGGCGUUUUGAUUUCCAGUACCUUCGUUCUUACCGCUGGUCACUGCGUGGAAGGUCGCGCCUACAUCCAGAUCAUCUUGGGGGCCCACAACAUCAGAGAAAUCGAAUCCACCCAAAUAGUAAUCACCAGCACAAACAUCAACGUCCACCCGGACUACAACCGUCUUAACCUCAACAAUGAUAUCGCCUUGAUCAGAUUCCCCAAUGCCAUCACAUUCAACAACAACAUCCGACCGGUUGCCUUGGCUUCGGCUAGUGCAGGGUCUUUCGUGGACUACGAGGGUACCUUAACCGGCUGGGGAAGACUGUCAGAUGCCCAGACUAGCAUCGCUUCUACCUUGCACGCAGUGGACGUAACCAUUAUGGCGAAUUUCUGGUGUUCCAGGACCUACGGCACCAGCGUCAUCAUAGAUUCCACUAUUUGCACUUCAGGAGUUGGUGCCGUUGGCGGAUGUGAUGGCGAUUCCGGAAGUCCUCUGGUGGUGGAAACGGCCCUGGUUGGAGUUGCGUCAUUCGUGGCACAAACGGGAUGUCAACAAGGCCUUCCAACUGGCUAUGCGAGGAUCACAUCAUUCCUAAGCUGGAUUAUACAGAAUUCUGAUCUGGAGGCGUAAAUUAUUCUAUGGUUAUUAAUUUUCUAAUAAACUUGUACCACUGAA